AUGACGAUGGUCUCUGGCAACAGCCAGGGCGGCUCCCACCUCGUCACCUGCGGCUCGCUGCUGAAGCUGAUGAACGCCAACUCGGGCGUCCGCCUGCACUCGCACGACGUGAAGUACGGCUCGGGCAGUGGGCAGCAGUCGGUGACGGGCACCGACAAGCAGGAGGACAUCAACAGCUACUGGCAGGUGAGGGCGAAGACGGAGCAGCAGUGCGAACGGGGGACGCCGAUCGCCUGCGGCUCGAACCUCCGCCUGACGCACCUGCAGACGGGGCGGAACCUGCACUCGCACCACUUCAGCAGCCCGCUCUCCGGCCAGCAGGAGGUGAGCGCCUUCGGAGCCGGCGGCGAGGGCGACACCGGCGACAACUGGACGGUGCUCUGCGGCGGCGCCCACUGGGAGCUCAACUCGAAGGUCCGCCUGAAGCACCUCGACACCGAGGCCUUCCUCGCCGUCUCCGGCCACACCUACGGCCGGCCGAUUCACGGCCAGAUGGAGAUCAUCGCCACCAGCUACUCAGACGGCGCCUCCUACUGGAUCGCCAAGGAGGGCGUCUACGUGAAGCCAAAUGAGAAUGGGAAGUUCCUCAACGGCAACGCCGGCGGCGACGCCGGCCACGAUGAACUUUGA
Molecule: messenger RNA, 630 nt
Organism: Rhagoletis zephyria (snowberry fruit fly)
Lineage: Eukaryota; Metazoa; Arthropoda; Insecta; Diptera; Tephritidae
Source: RefSeq, a predicted model, not a curated record